Gallus gallus (chicken) is the source of this 3712-nucleotide messenger RNA. RefSeq names its product farnesyltransferase, CAAX box, alpha (gene FNTA). The transcript is spliced from 11 exons. The record is from RefSeq and is a predicted model, not a curated record. Gene Ontology annotation, biological process: protein geranylgeranylation; protein farnesylation. Bases 1964 to 3175 code for a protein of 403 amino acids. Gene Ontology annotation, cellular component: protein farnesyltransferase complex; cytoplasm; CAAX-protein geranylgeranyltransferase complex. Gene Ontology annotation, molecular function: protein farnesyltransferase activity; CAAX-protein geranylgeranyltransferase activity. Lineage: Eukaryota; Metazoa; Chordata; Aves; Galliformes; Phasianidae.
ACUCUGCGCGCCGCCGCUCCGCGCUCGCCGGAGCGGUCCUCGCACCGUCCUGCGCUGCGGGUCAUACCCCUCCGCGAUUGAAAAAGAAAGGAAAAUCUGCUCCUGCCGCCGAUUUCCAUAGCCGACUGCCGUCGUUGUAGCAGAAGCUCUCUUCAAGAGGACUUGGCUCCGCUGCACCAAGCCAGAGUGCUGUCAGAAGAACAAAUGUGUCAUGGAAGUUGGGAAGCCUUUGAGUGCCUGCUGGCCAGACCGGUCUUGCAGAGGGAGCACAGCGUGGUCCCUGUCCCUGUCUGUCAGUACCUAAAGAGACUUUAUAAGCCAAAAGGAGAGAAACUUUCUACACGGUCUGAUGGUGAUUGGACAAGAGGGAAUGGCUUUGAACUAAAUGAGGGGAGAUUUGUUAGGUGUCAGAAGGAAUUUUUUACUCAGAGGGACGUGAGGCAUUGCUGGCAUGGGCUGCCCACAGAAGUUGUGGGUACCCCAUUCCCAGAGGUGCUCAGGGCCAGGUUGGAUGGGGCACUGUGCAGCCUCAUCUGGUGGGUGGCAGCUCUGCUCAUGGCAGAGGAUUGGGACUACGUGGGCUUUAAGGGCCCUGUCAACCCAAGCUGUUCCAUUCUUCUGUGAUUCACUUCACUCUUCCUUUCCCCCAGGAGUAAAAGCAGAGAGUCUGAUGACUUCUGGGUAGCACAGCCCAAGCAUGAGGGGCCAGGGAGCUGCAGGAGGGAGAUUACCAGGAGAGCAGAGGGAGGAAAGAUCCUGGAGGAGGCAGAGGGAGAGCCUGGCAUACCACAGUUGAAAUGUGUGCAGGAUAUAACUUACUUAUCCAAAUACUGAGCACACAACACAUCUCCUUAUGCUGUGCAGGAGUUGUGCCUGUUGUGUUCCAGAAAGGCUGACAGGGUACCCAGCUGACAAACAGCAGCCCAACCAGCCACACAGGUGACACUGGCCAUGUAUAUCUUGCCCCUUUUCCCUUCCCACCCUCAUCCCAUCACUGAGCUUGACAGCAGCCCUUUGGAGCAGGACCCACCUCUUGCACACACUGCACCACAUAGCUCUGACUCCUCUCUGAGCUACCAGGCUCCUCCUAAGAAAAAAACUAACAAAAGUCACUGCAAUGACAUGAGCAGCCCAUGAACUAAACUGAGCAGCUGGGGAUGGAUCAGAAGCCUGUUACAGUUUACAGAAGGGUUUGAUUUGAUCCUGUGAUGACUUGGUCUGGUCCAUCAUUUUAAAACACAGUUAUACCGAGGGCUUUCGUGCUCCCUCAUCUUGCAGACCUCUAAAUUGCUCUCAUUAAGGCACAACUUCUCUGUAAUUCAUUUCAGCCUCCAGGCAGGAGACUUGCUUCCCUCGGUUACCACCCAUCCCAUCCUAUCCUUAAAAGCGGUGCACAGACCUCAGCAGUCUUCAACUCAGACUGAAAGGACAGAAGAUGGUCCAGAGGGCAGCGAGGUGGCGAUCAUAUGCUGCCAGCCCCGCGCCUGAAUCAGCAAAAUCUCGCACCAGUUUCAUCUCCUGGCUGACAGCUGGGAAACUCACUAUUGGUUCUUGUCCUGCUACGCCGCCUCGAGGCAACGAGAGCCUCUUGCAAGAUCUCUCUUGCAAUCUGCGUUAAACAGCCGGAGAAGGAGACGCCAGCGUAAACCACGGCAGGGGCAUGUCGUCCUGUGCUCGUUCUGGAGGGAGCUCGGCCGAAAAACAAAUGGUUGCUCAGAAAGCAGAGCUAAUAGACAAGAAUUCCUAACAUUGGUGACUGAAGUGGUCUUUGUCCAUGCAGAGAACAGAGCCUUUCCUACAGUCACCCUUGAGAUACUCAAAAGCAGCUCUCAGUUCUCUCCUGGAGCCUUCACUGCCUGUCCUCAGAGGAAAGGUGUUCCAUCCUUGGAUCAUUUCUGCGGCCCUCCUCUGGACGCUCUCCAAUAGGUCCGUGUCUCUCCAGGGCUGAGGACUCCACACCAGGAUGCAGUAUCCCAGCUACCCGAGCAUAGGCGACCCUACCACCCCCGCAUCGCCAGGUGGCGCUCUUCAGUUGCGUUGCCGCUCUGCCCUCUGCUCUCGCCCCACUUCCGCCAGGCCCCGGAAGCGGCGGUUGGACGGCGCGAUGGCAUCGGAAGGUAUGGCGCCGGCAGAGCUGCAAGCGGAGGGUGGUACUGCCGUCGAGCCGGAGAGCGGCUUUGGGCAGCUGCUGGAGGAAGAAGAGGAGGAUGGAGGAUACGUGCUGUACAGGGACAGGAAAGAAUGGGCAGACAUUGAACCCGUUCCUCAGAAUGAUGGUCCAAAUCCUGUGGUUCAGAUAAUCUAUAGUGAAAAAUUUCGUGAUGUCUAUGAUUACUUCCGGGCUGUUCUACAGAAGGAUGAGAGAAGCGAAAGAGCUUUUAAGCUAACAGCAGAUGCCAUUGAAUUAAAUGCUGCAAACUAUACUGUUUGGCACUUCCGGAGGGUCCUCCUGCAGUCCUUGGGAAAAGAUCUCUAUGAGGAGCUUAAAUAUAUUACAGCAAUCAUUGAAGAUCAGCCGAAGAACUACCAAGUCUGGCAUCACAGACGAGUGUUGGUGGAGUGGCUGCAGGAUCCAUCCCAAGAGCUUGAGUUCAUAGCUGAUAUUCUUAACCAGGAUGCCAAAAAUUACCAUGCUUGGCAACACAGACAGUGGGUUAUUCAGGAGUUCAAGUUAUGGGACGAUGAACUGGAAUAUGUAGACCAGCUUCUAAGGGAGGAUGUGAGAAACAACUCUGUUUGGAACCAAAGAUAUUUUGUAAUUUUCAACACCACCGGCUAUGAUGAUCCAGCAGUUCUAGACAGAGAAGUCCAAUACACUCUUGAAAUGAUCACAGCUGUACCGCAUAAUGAGAGUGCUUGGAACUAUUUAAAAGGGAUUCUGCAAGAUCGUGGUCUUUCUAAGUAUCCAAAUCUGCUAGAGCAACUGUUGAGUUUACAGCCCAGCCACAGUUCACCCUAUCUGAUUGCCUUUCUUGUGGACAUAUAUGAAGAUAUGCUUGAAAACCAGUGUGAAAACAAGGAAGAAACAUUAAACAAGGCAUUAGAGCUGUGUGAAAUCCUGGCUAAAGAAAAAGACACUAUCCGAAAGGAAUACUGGAGAUACAUCGGGAGAUCCCUUAAGAACAAGCACAGCUCCAACACUGAACAGAGCACAGUGACAGACAAGCAGCAAUAACUGAACUUGGAAGAAAUAAUGUUAAGCUUUCAAGCUGUUGUAGAAGAGUACUCAGUAGGGGACAUCAACUUGUAAAAUUCAUCAUAGUAUUCCCCUGCUGAAAGAGGUAUUGGUGCAAUAAAAGAGGAGGGCAGAGUGCCGCAUAGUUUCUUGAGUUGCCUCUACUACUGGUGAUAUAUCUAGAUGUGGAAAAAAUUAAUUAAAGCUUAAUAAUUUAAAUGUACCAACUAGAGGAUUUAUUUCAUAACAACAAAUACAUAAAGCUGUAUUGCUAUUUAUAAAGCACUAAAGCAAUUUCUCGUACCUACUUCUAUCUACAUGUUGUUUCUAACAGUCAUGUGAGAUGCUGCAGUAAUCACUGCAAUUAAUGCUACGCAUAGGGGAUAUAAAGUAACCUACUUCAGAUUAGUGCAAGUAGGUGCUGCAGCUGUUUCUUUAUGUGAGAGCAGCUAUGCAACACAAGCAGUAUGCACUGUUGUAUACAAUUAAUGCCAACUGUCAUUUUGUAAUAAAAACAGUUAAAGUAUUUGUCUGAAA